Molecule: messenger RNA, 2151 nt
Organism: Tauraco erythrolophus (red-crested turaco)
Lineage: Eukaryota; Metazoa; Chordata; Aves; Musophagiformes; Musophagidae
Source: RefSeq, a predicted model, not a curated record
GUAGUGGCUCCAAUCCUUUCCAGCAUUUGGAGAAGAGUGCUGUGCUUCAGGAGGCACGUAUCUUUAAUGAGACCCCUAUAAAUCCACGAAGGUGUGUGAGUGGGUUUUGUAAGGUGGAGGUGGCUGGAUAAUGACGGUGUAUUUUUCUCUCACCGCUUUUAUGCCGUUUUCAGGGUGAACACUUUGGAACCACUGAAGCCACAGAAGCUUUUUUUGCUAUGACCAGACUAUUUCAAUCUAAUGAUCAAACCCUUAGAAGAAUGUGUUACCUUACUAUCAAAGAGAUGGCCAAUAUUUCUGAGGACGUCAUCAUCGUCACAAGCAGUUUGACCAAGGACAUGACGGGGAAGGAGGAUGUGUACCGAGGCCCGGCCAUCCGAGCGCUCUGCAGGAUCACUGAUGGCACAAUGUUACAAGCCAUUGAGAGAUAUAUGAAGCAAGCCAUUGUGGACAAAGUCCCCAGUGUGUCCAGUUCUGCACUGGUGUCUUCCUUGCACAUGAUGAAGAUCAGUUAUGACGUAGUCAAACGGUGGAUCAACGAAGCUCAAGAAGCAGCUUCUAGCGACAACAUCAUGGUGCAGUACCAUGCUUUGGGGCUGCUCUAUCACCUUAGGAAAAAUGAUCGCCUUGCAGUUUCCAAGAUGCUGAAUAAAUUCACUAAAUCUGGACUGAAAUCCCAGUUUGCGUACUGCAUGCUGAUCCGAAUUGCAAGCAAACUCUUGAAGGAGUCUGAAGAGGGCCAUGAAAGCCCACUGUUCGACUUCAUUGAGAGCUGCCUGCGGAAUAAGCACGAAAUGGUCAUUUACGAAGCUGCUUCUGCCAUCAUCCACCUCCCGAACUGCACCGCCAGGGAGCUGGCACCUGCUGUUUCAGUGCUGCAGCUUUUCUGUAGUUCUCCCAAGCCUGUCUUGAGAUACGCGGCUGUACGGACCCUUAAUAAAGUGGCCAUGAAGCAUCCAUCUGCAGUCACUGCCUGCAACCUGGACCUGGAAAACCUCAUCACUGACUCCAACCGCAGCAUCGCUACCCUCGCCAUCACCACCCUGCUGAAGACAGGCAGUGAGAGCAGUGUAGACAGGCUCAUGAAACAGAUCUCUUCCUUCGUGUCAGAAAUAUCAGAUGAGUUUAAGGUAGUGGUAGUGCAGGCUAUCAGUGCUUUGUGCCAGAAAUACCCUCGGAAACACAGCGUCAUGAUGACCUUCCUCUCCAAUAUGCUCAGGGAUGAUGGUGGCUUUGAGUACAAGCGAGCCAUUGUGGACUGUAUAAUCAGCAUCAUUGAGGAGAAUCCUGAGAGUAAGGAAUCGGGCUUGGCUCACCUCUGCGAGUUCAUUGAAGACUGCGAACACACUGUCCUCGCCACGAAGAUCCUGCAUCUGCUGGGGAAAGAGGGGCCGAGGACUCCGUCCCCAUCCAAGUACAUCCGCUUCAUAUUCAACAGGGUGGUACUGGAGAACGAGGCUGUGAGGGCUGCUGCCGUGAGUGCACUAGCCAAGUUUGGUGCCCAAAAUGAGAAUCUGCUUCCCAGCAUCUUGGUGCUUUUGCAGAGGUGCAUGAUGGACAGCGAUGACGAAGUUCGGGACAGAGCCACGUUCUACCUGAAUGUGCUGCAGCAGAGGCAGAUAGCACUGAACGCUGCCUAUAUUUUUAACGGGUUGACUGUCUCUGUUCCUGGGAUGGAGAAAGCCCUACACCAAUAUACACUGGAGCCUUCUGACAAACCUUUUGAUAUGAAAACAGUUCCGCUGGCUACUGCACCAAUCUUUGAACAGAAAGCAGAGAUUGCCCUAGUGACCAGCAAGCCUGAGAAAGUUGCUCCUUCACGUCAGGAUAUAUUUCAAGAACAACUGGCAGCCAUUCCAGAGUUUAAGAGCUUGGGUCCCUUAUUCAAGUCUUCGGAACCAGUGCAGCUCACAGAGGCAGAAACAGAGUAUUUUGUUCGUUGUAUUAAACACGUGUUCACGAAUCACAUCGUUUUCCAGUUUGAUUGCACGAACACGUUAAAUGACCAGCUGUUAGAGAGAGUCACUGUGCAGAUGGAGCCGUCGGACGCUUACGACGUGAUCUGUUGCAUCCCGGCGCCCAGCUUGGCUUACAACCAGCCGGGCAUGUGUUACACCCUUGCCCAGAUUCCUCAGGAUGACCCCACUGCAG